CCUCCUUGUCGAUCAAACAAAAACCCUUUUCCAGUUUUCCUCCUUCUCCCUCCUUCCAAAACCAAGACCAACUGCAAAACGCCUAAAACCCUAGUUAAAUCACUCUCUCUGAAACAAACUCCUUAAUUCAGAGCUCUCAAAAAUGGCGUUAGGGCUUCGAAUCUUCACCGAAAGAGCCAACGAUGACGUAGGUCAACCAAUUCUAGACUCCGACAAUGGCGAAGUGCUUAUGCACAUUCAACCUUCUGUCUCCAUUGUCCUCGGAACUCGCUCCCCUGAAUCACCCGGCACUCUUUACAUUUCCUCCAAGAAAGUAAUAUGGUUGAGCGAUGUUGAUAAAAGCAAAGGUUAUGCUGUGGAUUUCGUUUCGAUUUCGCUUCAUGCUGUUUCUAGAGACCCUCAAGCUUAUCCUUCUCCUUGCAUUUACACCCAGAUUGAAACUGGAGACGAUGAAGACGAAGACGAAGACGAAGAUAAAGAUGAAGAGCAACAGGAAACUGUUGAUUGGUCUUCUGGAUUAUCAAAGGUCAAAGAAAUGAGGCUUGUUCCAUCAGAUCCUACUCAAUUGGAAACUUUGUUUGAGGUGUUCUGUGAAUGCGCCGAGUUGAAUCCUGAACCCAUACUAGGUGGAGAUGAAGAGGAGCACAAUUGGAUCUUCAGUGCUGACCAGUUAAAUGCUGAGACAUUAGGAGGAGAUGCUUCUAAUUGGACUUUUUCAGAGAAUCUUGUCGAUUCAAUAGGUCAUUCAAAUGGCGAUCAUGACUUGGCACAAAAUGUACUUCAGCUGCAAAUCAAUGACCAAUGUUUUGAAGAUGCAGAAGAAAUGGAGCAUGAACAUGAUAGAAACAAUGGCCGCCAGUGAUCUACAGCAAAUGCAAAUGUUUCUAUAGAUAUAAAUUUAGUUCUGAUUUUGAGACCCAACUUUCAGGGAAAUCAAGCAUUGAGCAAGUUGAUUGUGGUUGUAUAGUGCUAAAUCUUGUGGUGUAAUUGACUGGUAAUAGUUAGCAACUUGUGCUUAAAUCUGGAAGACAUUGAGAACAGGCUAGAGCUUUAUAUACAUGUAACUGUAAGCGCUCACAUAUAUAAUGUGUGGUUAAGAGUUUUUGUGCAAAUCCUGUCCAUUUAUGGGGGAUGAAGAACUAGUUUUGUUAACUCGAGAUUUUGAAGGCCUUACCAAGCUACAAGAAUUUCUGUGAAA
Chenopodium quinoa (quinoa) is the source of this 1198-nucleotide messenger RNA. RefSeq names its product chloride conductance regulatory protein ICln-like. Gene Ontology annotation, cellular component: methylosome; plasma membrane; spliceosomal complex. The transcript is spliced from 7 exons. The record is from RefSeq and is a predicted model, not a curated record. Lineage: Eukaryota; Viridiplantae; Streptophyta; Magnoliopsida; Caryophyllales; Amaranthaceae. Bases 143 to 862 code for a protein of 239 amino acids. Gene Ontology annotation, biological process: cell volume homeostasis; mRNA cis splicing, via spliceosome; chloride transport.